Colius striatus (speckled mousebird) is the source of this 1755-nucleotide messenger RNA. RefSeq names its product mitochondrial ribosome associated GTPase 2 (gene MTG2). Lineage: Eukaryota; Metazoa; Chordata; Aves; Coliiformes; Coliidae. Gene Ontology annotation, cellular component: mitochondrion. Bases 8 to 1261 code for a protein of 417 amino acids. The transcript has 6 exons. The record is from RefSeq and is a predicted model, not a curated record. Gene Ontology annotation, molecular function: GTP binding; magnesium ion binding; GTPase activity.
CGCCGCCAUGUUGCCGCGGUGCUGGGCCGGGCUGGCUGGCAGGGUCGUCCCGGUGGUUCCCAGUGCCAUGCUGCCGUGGUGCUGGGCCGUGCUGGGCGGCCGGUCCCCGUGGAGGCCGGCCCUCUCCCUCCUGAGCCCGGUGCCGCUGCCGGGGAGGGGCAGGCAGCCGUCUUUCUCCACCACCUGCGUGAGGUGUUCAAACAGGCGGCUGAGGCAAAAAAGAAUCAUUUCGGAAAGGAAACUAACACGCUACUUCGUGGAUCACCGGAAAGUGCGUGUUGUUGGAGGACAUGGAGGAGGAGGAGGUCAUUCCUUUUAUAGUGAACCCAGAAAAAUAUUUGGAGGUCCUGAUGGUGGAAAUGGAGGUGAUGGGGGUCAUGUCAUUUUGAAAGCUGACCGGCAAAUGAAAUCCCUUUCUGCAGUCCUCCCCUUCUAUCAGGGGUUUCAUGGUGAGAGAGGAGGAAGCAAAAACUGUUAUGGAGCUAAUGGUGCCUACAUGUAUGUUAAAGUCCCUGUAGGUACAUUGGUUAUGGAGGAGGGGAAAGUUGUGGCUGACCUCACUCAACAUGGUCAGGAGUAUGUUGCAGCUUAUGGUGGAGCUGGAGGGAAAGGUAAUCGCUUCUUUCUUUCCAAUGAAAACCGAGCUCCAACCUUGUUUACUCCAGGAGAGCCAGGUCAGGAGAGAGUCCUCCAUUUGGAACUCAAGACAACAGCUCAUGCAGGAUUGGUGGGCUUUCCCAAUGCUGGCAAAUCAUCCCUUCUGAGAGCCAUCUCCCGUGCAAGGCCAGCAGUGGCUGCCUACCCCUUCACAACCCUGAACCCCCAUGUUGGCAUUGUCCAGUAUCAAGACUAUGAACAAGUGUCAGUUGCUGAUAUUCCUGGCCUAAUAAAGGGUGCUCAUCAAAACAGGGGCCUCGGGAUGGCCUUCCUAAGGCACAUUGAACGCUGCUGCUUCCUCUUGUAUGUGGUGGAUCUCUCUGUGUCUCAGCCAUGGACUCAGCUGCAAGACUUAAAAUAUGAACUGGAGCAAUAUAAGAAAGGAUUGUCUGAGAGGCCCUCUGUUGUCAUUGGGAAUAAGAUUGACCUCCCUCAGUCCAGGAUCAAUCUGCCACUCCUGACAGAACAGGUAGAUGAGCAGGUCAUUGCGUUGUCUGCAUUGACAGGAGACAACCUCGAGGAACUGUUUUUGCACUUGAGAGAAAUGUAUGACAGCCACGUGAAGAAAGAACAGUCACGGGGCCAAAGGCCUGUCAAGUGGUAGGAACCAGAGCUGCUGUGAGCUGUGCUGGAAGGAGGGAAACAGAAUUUGAUUAGAUUGCAUCUGUGUGGGUUUGAGGUUUGUAUGGUUGGGAUGGUUUUUUAAACACAAGAGGCACAGCAUGUGGAUUUGUUCUGGACUGCUACAUUGGAAAAGUCUUUUUGUUUAUUUGCUCACCUUUUGAGGGGUCUCAGGUGUUCUACAACAACAUUGGAAAGUUGUGGUUGUGAUUGCUGUUAAAUUGGAAACCUGGAUCUUGUUUGUCAGUUAAUUAUGGACUGAAGAGAAUACUACCUCAUGGAAAUGACUGAAGUUCAGGAUCUGCAGGAGAUGCUGGCUUGCAGUGGAGUGAACUCAAUUUUCCUCAUCAGAAAUUCUAAAAUAAAAGUGCAGUGGUCCCACAUUGAUCUGUUUUUGUACUGUAACCACUUUCAGUUGUUUGCUCUGGAACUCCUGGGCUUAUGUAUUCCAAAUAAAAGAAAGAUGCAGCUCCCUUA